AUGUCAAUCAAUAUAGAUGCUGUAAAAACCUAUAUCAAGAAGGGUAAGGACGCAGUUCUCAAUACUCCAGAGAUUGAAAGAAAAGUAAAGGAUGCCACAUCAAAUGAUAAAUGGGGUCCAACAGGUACUCAAAUGCAAGAGAUAUCAAGAGCUUCAUACAGCUAG
Cavenderia fasciculata is the source of this 165-nucleotide messenger RNA. RefSeq lists its product as uncharacterized. Lineage: Eukaryota; Evosea; Eumycetozoa; Acytosteliales; Cavenderiaceae. Gene Ontology annotation, cellular component: plasma membrane; endosome; clathrin vesicle coat. The coding region runs from base 1 to 165 and encodes 54 amino acids. The transcript has 2 exons. Gene Ontology annotation, molecular function: phospholipid binding; clathrin binding. The record is from RefSeq and is a predicted model, not a curated record. Gene Ontology annotation, biological process: endocytosis.